AAGGUCAGGCAUGCCAUUCACUGGCAACAAUGGCGGCGCUCAGGGCUUUCACAGAUGUGCAGAGAGUGGUGUUAAACUGGCAGUAUUCUGCAUUGCGGACAAGAUGGUACUAUUUAACCUCAAACCACCAGUAUUCAACAUCACAUGAACACAAUGAAAAGACAUUUGACAAGAUCUUAAUUGCGAAUAGAGGAGAAAUAGCUUGCAGAGUAAUGAAAACAUGCAAGAAGAUGGGUAUAAAAACAGUUGCAGUACACAGUGAUGUUGACUCAGCUGCUGUUCAUGUGAAAAUGGCGGAUGAAGCUGUCUGUGUUGGCCCGGCUCCCACUAGCAAAAGCUACCUCAACAUGGAUGCCAUCAUGGAAGCCAUUAAGAGGACUGGUGCCCAAGCUGUCCACCCAGGAUAUGGGUUUCUUUCUGAAAACAAAGAAUUUGCCCGACGUCUGGCAGCAGAGAGCGUCACCUUCAUUGGACCUGACACUCAUGCUAUUCAAGCCAUGGGAGACAAGAUUGAAAGCAAGCUAUUAGCCAAGAAUGCAAAGGUCAACACCAUCCCAGGCUUUGAUGGAGUGGUCAAGGAUGCAGAUGAAGCUGUCAGAAUUGCAAGGGAAAUUGGCUACCCUGUUAUGAUCAAGGCCUCGGCAGGUGGUGGUGGUAAAGGCAUGAGGAUUGCCUGGGAUGAUGAUGAGACCAGGGAUGGAUUCAGGUUUUCAGCUCAAGAGGCAGCCUCUAGUUUUGGAGAUGAUCGUUUGUUGAUAGAAAAAUUUAUUGAUGACCCUCGCCACAUAGAAAUCCAGGUAUUGGCAGACAAGCAUGGUAAUGCCCUAUGGUUAAAUGAGAGAGAAUGUUCCAUUCAAAGGCGAAAUCAGAAGGUGGUAGAAGAGGCACCCAGUACAUUUCUUGACCCUAAAACACGAAAACGAAUGGGCGAACAAGCUGUUGCUCUUGCCAAAGCAGUGAAAUAUUCCUCUGCAGGAACAGUGGAAUUCCUUGUCGAUUCCAAGAAGAAUUUCUACUUUUUGGAAAUGAACACCAGGCUACAGGUGGAACAUCCCAUCACCGAGUGCAUUACUGGCCUGGACUUGGUCCAAGAAAUGAUCCGUGUUGCUAAGGGUUACCCUCUCAGACACCAGCAAUCUGAUAUCCCCAUAAAUGGCUGGGCUGUAGAAUGUCGUGUUUAUGCCGAGGAUCCAUAUAAAUCCUUUGGCUUGCCUUCGAUUGGCCGUCUUUCUCAAUAUGAAGAGCCACGCACCUUGCCAGGGGUUCGCGUUGACAGUGGCAUUCAAGAAGGAAGUGACAUCAGCAUUUACUAUGACCCCAUGAUAUCAAAACUGGUGACCCAUGGUAACACUCGGAAUGAAGCCUUAAAGAGAAUGGAAAAUGCACUAGACAACUAUGUCAUACGAGGUGUGACCCAUAAUAUUCCUUUACUACGGGAAGUGAUCACAAACCCACUUUUUAUUAAAGGCGACAUCACUACAAAAUUUCUUUCAGAAGUCUAUCCUGAUGGAUUUAAAGGUCACAGUUUGUUACCAAACGAAAAAAAUGAACUUCUGGCUACAGCGGCUUGUUUGUAUGUGGCUUUACAAACAAGAUCUUAUAGAUUUCUGAACAACACAAGGGUGCCAAUAGCAAAGAAUGAUGUCAAAAGCUGGGAACUGUCUGUCCAUCUGGAUGGGAAUAGUCACUCCAUUAUAGUAACCAGAAAUAAGGAUCAGUUUUCUGUGGAAGUUGAUGGGACAAAUGUGAAUGUGUUCAGCGAGUGGAACCUGUCUUCAUCUCUAAUGUCUGUCAAUGUUGGUGACACACACAGGACAAUCCAGUGUCUUGGCCGUGAUGCAGCUGGCAAUUUAAGCGUUCAGUUCCUGGGUACCGUGUAUCAAUUGCAAAUACUGACAAAGCAUGCUGCCGAACUCAGCAAGUACAUGCCCGAGAAGGUUGAAGAGGAUACAAGUAGUAUUGUGAGAUCACCGAUGCCUGGGACGGUGAUAGCAGUCUCAGUUAAGCCUGGAGAUAUGGUUUCCGAGGGACAAGAGAUCUGUGUAAUUGAAGCUAUGAAGAUGCAGAACAGCAUGACUGCCGUGAAAACAGCCAAGGUAACCUCUGUGCAUUGCAAGGCUGGUGAGACCGUGGGCGAAGGAGAUCUUCUGGUCCAAUUGGAAUAAAGUUAUUUCUUUACAAGACGUUGCCACUUUCUAAAUGAUUUCAUGUCCCAGGUGACAUUCCUCUGAAACCAAUUUUAUACACUUGUAUUUAUUAGAAGGUGUCGUUGAAUGGAAUAAACAGCAAGACUUCAAAGGAAUCCUUUCACCUACUCCAGUAAUUGUAUAAUAUCUGUACUGUACAAGCCAGAUCAGUUCUGUAUUUUAAACAAUUCUUUUUCACAAAGGAUUGUUUACUUUCAACUUUUUUUUAUAUAUUCAUGUAACUGUUUGCUGAACUUAAAAAGCAUUCUAAUUCACUACAACUCUACAGUGUGGAUAACACUCCACAUUGUUAUUCAUGAUAUAGACUCCAUUCAUAAUGUUAUUGAUUAUGUUCUAAAUGGCAAAUAUUAACAAAAUGUACAGAUGUUAAGAACAUUUUGGAAAAUACAGCUCACAGGGAAAUAUUUAAUAUAGAUUCCACCAUAUAAUAUAAGCUAUGAGCUAUAGCUAACACUAAUUAUGACUCAAUCAAUUUCUUUACUUAUGUGGUAGUUCCAAUUAAAGCUACGUGUGUUGUAUUUCUAAUAAUAAACCCGAAUACAGCAAUGAUCUACCUAUUAAAGCUUAUGAUUACCAAUCACAAAGAAGCAAAAAAAUAAAAUAAACCUUUGUUAGCUCCACCCCAAAAUUGUGUUUACAUUUUAUUCAUCACAGUUCCUAAUUCUUUAUUUUAUGCUCUUGCAUAAAACCGGCAAACUAUGACCUACUCCUAUACAGAGCAAAUAUUUGUAAUGUCCGUUCUUUAAAUACAAUAAUCCGAUUUGUCAGUACAUGAAUACAUAGAGUAUCAAGCAGUGAUUUC
Messenger RNA from Pelobates fuscus (common spadefoot toad), 3009 nucleotides. RefSeq names its product propionyl-CoA carboxylase subunit alpha (gene PCCA). Lineage: Eukaryota; Metazoa; Chordata; Amphibia; Anura; Pelobatidae. Gene Ontology annotation, molecular function: ATP binding; propionyl-CoA carboxylase activity; metal ion binding. Gene Ontology annotation, cellular component: mitochondrion. The coding region runs from base 30 to 2165 and encodes 711 amino acids. The record is from RefSeq and is a predicted model, not a curated record. The transcript is spliced from 24 exons.